AUGGCAGAGAUGUCGCUACUGAUCUUUGUUCUUUGUCAUAUAUUCUUUCUAGUAGCUAAACAAGCCACAGCUCAACAGGACUUCUUAUACCAGUUUUGUCUAAACGACAAAGGGAACUACACCCUCAACAGUACCUACCAUGCGAACCUCAAUCACCUCCUCAACACCUUUCCCAGCUCCCAAAAUGACAACGGUUACGGCUUUUACAAUCUCUCCUAUGGGAAAGGCUCAGAUCAAGUUUACGCAAUCGGACUAUGCCGCGGAGACGCUAAGCCCGAUGACUGCCGAAGUUGCCUCAACGACUCCACUCAUCUUCUCCCAGACAUCUGCCCCAAACAGAAGGAGGCAGUCGGAUGGUACGACACCUGCAUGUUACACUACUCGAAUAGGUCCAUGUUGGGCUCUCCUAACACUACUACCACAGUAUUCUACAUGUGUAACACCCAUAACGUGUCGUCUUCUAAUGUUAAAGCGUAUUUUAGCAGUCUUAAGAGGUUAUUAGAUGACUUGAGAAGCAUAGCCGCGUCCGGCGACUCUCUUCGUAAGUACGCGACGGGAAGUGCAAGCGCUCCGGAUGUUUCAACCAUAUACGCACUUGUACAGUGCACGCCAGACUUAUCCGAGCUACAAUGUAUCCAUUGUUUAGACAUGGUGUACGGUCUUAUCCCACAAUGUUGUGAUGGUAAAGUAGGAGGCAGAGUUGUUGGCCGGACUUGUAAUAUAAGAUACGAGAAAUACCUCUUUUAUGGAUCUACAGAUGACACGUCGCCUACAUCCCCGACGGUAACCACAGCGCCGCCUCCGUCGAUUAAUAACACCAUAAGCAAUGUUACAGAAGCUCAAAUAACAUACGAUCCAGUGAAUGAAACUGAAAGUGCGGAGUCAGUGCAGUACAAUUUUAACACUAUUAGAGUUGCGACAGAUCAGUUUUCUGAGGAAAAUAAGCUCGGACAAGGUGGAUUUGGAGCGGUUUAUAAGGGAAAACUUCCGGAUGGACAGAACAUAGCAGUAAAAAGGUUGUCUAGGGAUUCUGGGCAGGGAGAUCUAGAAUUCAAGAACGAGGUAAUGCUUGUUGCCAAGCUUCAACACCGUAAUCUCGUUAGGCUUCUUGGUUCCAGCUUGGAAAGAAGUGAAAGGCUUCUUGUCUAUGAGUUUGUCGAAAAUUCAAGUCUUGAUCAUUUCAUAUUCGGUACAGUGCAAAUCAUAAACUUGCAUGAUUAUGUAGAUACAAGAAAGCGUGCAAAUUUGGAUUGGGAUAUCCGUUACAAAAUAAUUGGAGGUGUAGCUCGAGGACUCCUUUAUCUUCAUGAAGAUUCUCGUUUGAGAAUUAUCCAUCGAGAUCUCAAAGCAAGUAACAUCUUAUUAGAUGAAGAAAUGCAUCCUAAGAUUUCAGAUUUUGAAAUGGCAAGACUUUUUGUUGUUAAUCAAAUUCAAGGAAAUACAAGUCGUAUAGUGGGAACAUAUGGAUAUAUGGCUCCAGAAUAUGCUAUGCAUGGACAAUUUUCAGUCAAAUCUGAUGUAUUUAGUUUUGGUGUUUUACUUUUAGAAAUAAUAAGUGGGCAAAAAAAUAAUUGUUUCCGUCGUGGAGAGCAUGUAGGAGACCUUUUAAGCUAUACAUGGAGAAUAUGGAGGGAAGGAAACGCUUCAAAGAUGGUAGAUCCAUUAAUGAGAGUUGGGUCGGGAUCUGAAAUAAUGAGAUGCAUUCAUAUAGGACUAUUGUGUGUUCAAGAAAAUAUUGCAAACAGACCAACCAUGAAUGUUAUUGUGCUUAUGCUAAACAGUAACUCUCUUUCUCUUCCUCUACCAUCUGAGCCGGCUUUCUUUAUACAUAGCAACAUGGGAUCAGAUUCAAGAAUGAAUGCUGAAUCAUCAAAUCAUUCAAAGAGUGAGUUUAUUAUAGAAUCUAUUAAUGAUGCUUCUAUUACUGAACUCUACCCUCGAUAAUCUAAUGGUAACAUUUAAUUUUAUAAAAUGAGAAUGGUUUGUGGGAGCUUAUUUGUUCUCAAUUUUUUCCCUUGUUAUAUGUAUCCUAUGUUCUAAAAAGUAUUGUAAAGUGAAAAUUUGGAAAGAAAAUUGUUCGA
Messenger RNA from Humulus lupulus (European hop), 2081 nucleotides. RefSeq names its product cysteine-rich receptor-like protein kinase 44. The record is from RefSeq and is a predicted model, not a curated record. The transcript is spliced from 6 exons. Lineage: Eukaryota; Viridiplantae; Streptophyta; Magnoliopsida; Rosales; Cannabaceae. Gene Ontology annotation, molecular function: ATP binding; protein kinase activity. Bases 1 to 1944 code for a protein of 647 amino acids. Gene Ontology annotation, biological process: protein phosphorylation.